Molecule: messenger RNA, 2808 nt
Organism: Phytophthora infestans T30-4
Lineage: Eukaryota; Oomycota; Peronosporomycetes; Peronosporales; Peronosporaceae
Exons: 3
Coding region: 1-2808 (935 amino acids)
Source: RefSeq, a predicted model, not a curated record
AUGGUGAAUAAGUUCAAGCGGUUUUUCAACGGUCCCUACGGUUCCUCCUCAUCAGUGGCUUUCCAUGCGUCGACGUCCAGGAACCUAAGUACUGCGGAGCUUGAAGCACGUCUCGAAACGUCUGGGUCUCUAACAGGGACAACAACCUCCAACCCAACACCUGUCGUGAUAGAUGAUUACAUGAAAGACGGCACGAUCGACUGGGCCGCGCUCCUCGCCAAGAUCCCCAAACUCGUUGCAGAGUGCACCACCUGCUCCGGUCCAGCGACUGCCAGUCCACCGACGAAGAGGAGCGCAAAUAACAGUGUCGCAACAUUUGCUGAUCUCCUUGCGCUGCUACAACAAAUGGCCGGACGAGAAAACCAACAGCGAGUGAAGCACUGGAAUCAGCGCCGUAAGCUAUUCCGCCAAUGUCGCCGUGGGCUUUUAAUCUGCUGGAAAUUUCUAGUUGCCCAGCUAAACGAUGAAAAGUCCUCGCUACCAACGGAUACGCGCAACUUGUACUUUCAACUCAUUGGGAUCAUCAUGGAACGUGUGGAGUUUCACUUACCAAUUACCAAUUCCGACACCGACGUGCCAGCUAGCAACAGGACCAAGACUCCAAAGCCCUUGGGUAAUGUGAGCGGUGCGGUGAUGGGAUGGCUCGCGUACUCGCCCACCGCGUCCUUAAACGGAAUGGGGAUGGAUUUCAGCGACGACAUGGCCACCGCUGGCCCGAAUGUGAUGGUCAACACCGAGAAUGUCACCGCCAAUCCGACCAAUAAUCGAGGAAACAUGGACGAUGCCACAGACGGCGAGCGCGAUCUGUACUUGUACCGGUGUCUGCUGAUCGCCACGUUCAAGUACGCGGUCGAGAACCUCGAGUCUGCGCGACAGAAGCAUCGCCCCUACAUCUCUCUAGUGGAGACGCGGUUCUUCGCGCGCGUGUUUGCAGUGUGUUUCUUCCGCGUUCCUGUGCUCCAGAAUGCGAUGCUUGAGCAAAUAUUCGGGGCUUAUCGUGACAAAGAGUGGAUCCAUCUACAAGCCCACGAUUCUCGUGUGGAAGACCUGACUGAAGAGGGGUCAAGUGCGCUAGCAACUGAAGCUCCAACGAGACGACGUCCUUCAGCUUCUCGACCGUGGAAUGGCAAUACGUUUGCAGGUUCGCUAGUACGCUGGACGGACUAUGAUGGCUACAUCUUGAGUGAGGAAGGGAAUGGAAACGGCACCAGCACUGCCAAGGUGACAGGUCGCUACAACAGCAAGCAGUCGGCGUUGCGUAGUGACGAAGAAGCGUUUGUGCGACAGAACCCCACCUUGUUCCAAUGGACUCGCUUCUCGCCAUACCUGGGGCCAUAUCCGGACGCUGACAUCUUCCGUAUGACCGACAAGACACGCAACUGCUGGCUGCACAGAUUGAGCCACGACGGCGAGUUCUUCUCCAAGUUCAUGGGGUUUGUAUGUCUCCACGCAGCCAAUACAGCUCUGGGGAGUGACGUCGUGUGGACUUGUCUACCUGGCUAUACUUUACUGAUACGAGUGUCGCUUCUCUUGCUCAAAGAGGCCUGCUGGGCCAAGUGGCUGUACGUGCGGGACACGUCGGGUCCGUUGCCUUCCUCGUCCAUGGAAAUCGAGCCGGGAAGUCAAGAAGAAGAGCGUCUGCCAUUCGAGCUUGAGUCCAUUCGAGCCAUUCGAACAGUGCUGGACAACGUUGUGCAGCUGCUCAGGAACAACCAACUACUGGAGAGUUGUGUGUUGGCCAUGUACGAGUGCACCAACGUCCUCCACGCCCGAAGUGUCGAAGUGUGUUUGACGCGUUUUGAGGAAUGGUUCAGCGCCACUGCGAUGCUCACGGAGAUUGGCGGCACCGACAAACGACGAGGUAGCGGAAUGAUGGUGUAUCGCUUGCCUCCGGGCUUUCGAGGCCAAACAUUUGCGACGGGGAUGCGCUUCAUGCUGUCCAGUGAGAACUGUGAGAUUCUAAGUAGUACGCUGUUGUUCCUGUACCAUCGAAUGGACUACUUCGAAGGCGACUUACGGCAGAGCAUCCUCAAGGCGCUGGUACAACGACACAUGACCUUCUUCAUGCACUGGAAUGCCGAAGUCCGAACGAAAUACCACCAUCUGCUGGUCUAUCGCGUCGUGCGAGCCAACCGGUUCGUCCUGGACUCGCCUCUUGAUCAUUUGCUCAUUGGUCGCUGCGCUAUCUCGUCUCUCGAGCUCAGUCGUGUUCAUGAUGAUGAGUUUGACCAAGAUGAUGGCUACAGUCACCAUCACAGCAACAAGGAGAAUCGCUUCAAUGAUGCAGUGCAGCAUCCGUGCAACCCAAGUAUGACGGCAGCAGACAUGACCGUUCUGCGUACAGAACAAGCGCUUUGGCGUGCGUUUGACGCUUGUUUGGCUGUCAUCGUCGCACAGGAGCGACGAUAUGCUCGCGAGGGCAACCGCAAGUUCCAGACCGAGCAACUGGCUGCUCGCAGUCGCGCUCUAGCGUUCCGUACGCUGAAACGUCACACGACUGAAGACUCGAACGCAGCAGCUACGACGAGUGUGAACGAGGGGCUCCCAGGAGGCAAACCGUGCCACGAAGUGGAGCUGCUGGACGAAGAACUGCGACGUGAGCCUCCGUACUACUUGCGCUAUUUACCUGGAGACGAGUUGGCCAUGUUGGACGAACUGCGUCGUCUCGCCAGCUCCGUGAGGUAUCCACAUUACUGCCAAAUCUACGCCGCGCACUCGCUUCGUUGCUACUCUGAUCUUCUGAAGCAAUACUAUCGCGAACUCGAUAGCAAUGGCAGUGUGGAGCCCCCACCGCUGGGCUUCUUCUGA